This is a messenger RNA of Ziziphus jujuba (common jujube), 3427 nucleotides long. RefSeq names its product mannosylglycoprotein endo-beta-mannosidase. Lineage: Eukaryota; Viridiplantae; Streptophyta; Magnoliopsida; Rosales; Rhamnaceae. The coding region runs from base 166 to 3090 and encodes 974 amino acids. The transcript has 11 exons. Gene Ontology annotation, molecular function: hydrolase activity, hydrolyzing O-glycosyl compounds. Gene Ontology annotation, biological process: carbohydrate metabolic process. The record is from RefSeq and is a predicted model, not a curated record.
CUGUCAGUGUUUUUUUGGUGCCGUCUCACCAACGUAAUCACUUACAAAUACACAGUCCAGAAAUACUCAUUUUUCUCACUUUCUCACUCUCACUCUUUGUCGUUCAAAAGUCACACAGCAGAGGAGAGCUUCUGACUGACUUUGUCAGAGGUCAGAGCUUGAUUAAUGGCAGCGAUAGGGAAGACGAUCCUUGACUCCGGUUGGAUUGCCGCCAGGUCAACCGUUGUACCUUUCAAUGGUGUCCAGCUCACCACCACUAACUCUCCCUCUCUCGGCCCCGACUCUCCUUGGAUGGAAGCCGUCAUCCCCGGAACAGUCUUGGCAACCUUAGUGAAGAACAACGUUAUUCCCGACCCAUUCUAUGGUCUGGAAAAUGAUACAAUUAUUGACAUUGGUGAUUCUGGGAGGGAUUUCUACACUUUCUGGUUCUUUACAACAUUUCAGUCCAACCUGUCAGGUAGUCAGCACCUGGAUCUGAAUUUCCGUGCAAUCAAUUACUCUGCGGAUUUAUAUAUAAAUGGGCACUACAAGGCCCUUCCAAAAGGGAUGUUUAGAAGGCAUUCUGUCGAUGUCACUGAUUUUGUGCGUUCUGAUGGUCCAAACUUGGUUGCUGUUCUGGUUCAUCCUCCAGAUCAUCCUGGUAAAAUUCCUCCAGAGAACUAUCAAGGUGGUGAUCACGAGAUUGGGAAAGAUGUUGCUACACAAUAUGUGGAGGGUUGGGAUUGGAUGUGCCCUAUAAGGGAUAGAAACACUGGCAUAUGGGAUGAGGUCUCGAUUUCUGUAACUGGGCCAGUAAAAAUAAUUGAUCCCCACUUGGUUUCAACCUUCUUUGACAAUUAUAAAAGGGUAUAUUUGUAUUGUACUACUGAGUUGGAAAACAGAAGCAAUCAGGUUGCUGAGUGCUCCUUGACCAUCCAAGUGACGACAGAGCUUGAAGGAAACACGUGUAUGGUAGAGCAUCUUCAGACUGAACAUGUGUCAAUCCCUGCUGGAUCAAAGCUGCAACAUUCUUUUAACGAGCUCUUUUUCUACAAGCCAAAUUUAUGGUGGCCUAAUGGUAUGGGAAAGCAAUCCUUGUACAAUGUUGUCGUUACUGUCGAUGUAAAGGGAAAUGGAGAAUCUGAUUCAUGGAGCCAUUUAUAUGGGUUCCGCCAACUUGUUAGCCAUAUUGAUACUGCCACUGGUGGAAGGCUUUUCAAGGUCAAUGGACAGCCUGUUUUCAUACGUGGUGGUAAUUGGAUAUUAUCAGAUGCAUUGCUACGACUUACAAAGAAGCGUUACCAAACCGACAUCAAAUUCCAUGCAGAUAUGAAUUUUAACAUGAUGCGUUGUUGGGCUGGUGGAUUGGCUGAAAGACCAGAAUUCUAUCAUUAUUGUGAUGUUUAUGGUAUCUUGGUCUGGCAAGAGUUUUGGAUUACUGGAGAUGUUGAUGGACGAGGUAUUCCAGUGUCAAAUCCAAAUGGUCCCCUGGAUCAUCCACUUUUCUUGUUUUGUGCAAGGGACACAGUCAAGCUUCUAAGGAACCAUUGUAGUCUUGCCCUUUGGGUGGGUGGAAAUGAACAAGUUCCACCGAAAGACCUCAAUGCAGAUUUAAAAAAUGACCUCAAACUCAAUCCUUAUUAUGAAAACAUACAAAAUGAAAAUAACAAGUCUGCUGAAAAUUUUUCCCCUCUGAAGUUUGAUCCAAGCAACUAUCUUGAUGGUACACGCAUUUAUGUUCAAGGAUCCUUGUGGGGUGGGUUUGCAGAUGGGAAUGGUGGCUGGAGUGAUGGCCCUUAUGAGAUCCAAAAUCCUGCAGACUUCUUUAAGGAUACAUUUUACCAAUUUGGAUUUAAUCCAGAGGUUGGUUCUGUAGGCAUGCCUGUUGCAGCUACCAUCAGAGCAACAAUGCCUCCAGAAGGAUGGGUGAUUCCAUUAUUUAAGAAGCUCUCUACUGGUUACACAGAAGAAGUUCCAAACCCAAUAUGGGAAUACCACAAGUAUAUUCCCUACUCUAAACCAGGCAAAGUCCAUGAUCAGAUUGAACUUUAUGGGCUUCCAAAUGAUCUUGAUGACUUUUGCUUGAAGGCUCAACUAGUUAACUACAUUCAGUAUAGAGCUCUAUUGGAGGGCUGGACUUCCAGGAUGUGGACUAAAUAUACUGGUGUUUUGAUUUGGAAAACAAUGAACCCUUGGACCGGUCUCAGAGGACAAUUUUAUGAUCAUCUCCUUGACCAAACAGCAGGUUUCUAUGGCUGUCGCUCUGCUGCAGAACCAGUCCAUGUCCAGCUUAAUUUGGAUACAUAUUUUAUUGAGGUUGUUAAUACCAGGUCAGAGAAACUAUCUGAUGUAGCUGUAGAAGCUGCAGUGUGGGAUCUGGACGGAACAUGUCCAUACUACAAAGUUUUCGAGCUCUCAGCACCUCCAAAAAAAACCAUUUCCAUUGCCGAGAUGAAAUAUCCAAAGUCUAAAAACCCAAAGCCAGUAUACUUUCUUCUUCUCAAACUCUAUAGGGUUACAGAUUAUGGAAUUUUAUCUAGGAACUUCUACUGGUUGUAUUUGCCUGGUGGGGAUUACAAGCUGCUAGAGCCAUACAGGAAGAAACAAGUACCUCUCAAGAUUAAAUCCGAGGUUUUUGUUAAAGGAUCAACCUAUGAAGUUCAUAUGAAUGUGAAUAAUGUAUCUGAUAAACCAAAAGCUGAAACUCUAACCUACCAGAAUAAUUUCAUUGCAAGGCAAAGUGAUGAUGAUUUUGAUAUGUCAUCAUUGGAACCGGAAUAUAGAAGAAUAGAUGACAAUCAUAGAACUGGUUUAUUUCAGAGGAUUUGCAGACGCCUUAGUGGGGAACCUCGUGGUUCAAGGCUUACUGAAAUAAAUGGUUCUGCCAAAGGCGUUGCUUUCUUUCUUCAUUUCUCUGUUCAUUCAUCCAAGACAGUCCAAAAGGAAGGAGAAGACACAAGAAUACUUCCUGUUCAUUACUCCGACAACUACUUUUCGCUGGUGCCGGGUGAGUCUUUGCCUAUCAAGAUCACUUUUGAAGUCCCUCCAGGUGUAACCCCUCGAAUAACUCUUAAAGGCUGGAAUUACCAUGGUAACCAUCCCAUUCAUUGAGCUUGGGUAAGACUAAUUCUUUUUUCAACAUUGGAGGUCAAAUAAUAAUGCAUGGUAUUAGUAUAUCUUAAACAUCAACCCUGCCCCAUGUUGUGUUAUUUUCCCCUUCUCUUGUGGCUGGAAGAUAGAAACCAUUGUAUGGAAUUGUCAUUGUCAUGGUUUUACUUUUUCAGAAACAUUUCUUGCAAAUAGGUUGUUCAUUUAUAUUGUGGGACUACAAUGUCUUCCUCCGUUCCUUAGGCGCAUUCAUGUGCUGACAAUCGGAGUUUAUACAAUGUUAAUCCAAUUCUUUGGCAGGCUCUUGAUGAAUCUCAUAUGAAGUUAUAAUUUGGAUUCA